UGUUUUGUAUUGGUUGUGCUGAAAUGACUUCUAACAGGCUUGUUAACUGUUUUGUCAUUGGGUUUCCACUGAGCAGUCGCACAAGUAACCAAUCAUGAAUUUUGUUAUGUUUGAAGGCAUAAACGUUAUUUGUUUUAAAUGGUGUGUCGUUUUAACCAGUGUUAUGUAUUUUAUUUGAUUUAAAGUUAUUAAUGAUUCUUUUGUAUAUUUUAUACUGUGAAUGGGUGUUCUUUAAUGUUAUGUUUAUUUUCCACUACUGCUUUACAUAACUGUGCUGGUUUGUUUGGAAAAUGGCCAAGAAUAGAGUGGGUUAACACCAUCAGUGAUGAAGGAGAACGGUUAGUUGUAUUUGGAUUGUGAUGUCGACGCCACAUUCAUCAACAAAACGUCAGCGACUGUCUGAAAAACUCCACACACCGAGAUCAGUAUUUGGAAUCAGAAAUAAAAAAAAGGAAGAAACAGAGCCAGGAAAUGAUUUACAAGUUCAGUAUACAAUUCAACCAGAGAGACUUUAUUCUAAUUUCCAUGAUAGCGAUUCAGAUGACGAAGAUUACGAUGGACUUGAAGACCUCACUGGCAAAACAUGGAAGGUCUUCAGGGUAUCACCAUUGCACAAUUUUGAAUAUACGACUGUCCGAAUGAAGCAGUACAGUCUGCGGCUGCGAGAAGGACUUACUACUUUACUAAUGGAUUCCACAAAUGAUGCCCAUUAUGAUGUUAAUUUCUCUGUGGCUGAAGGACUUGCUCAAACACAGAAUGACAAUGAAGCUGUAAAGAUAACGGUUAAUAUGAAGAAAAAUAAUGGGGAAAAUGUACGAAGCAAACAUUACAUUGGCUUCCUGGUGUGUCGAGGUGCGUCAAAAGCAUUAGGAGAAGAAGCAACAAUUCAUCUACCAUUGCUACUGUGUAGUGGGACAGUGAGAACUACUAAAUCAAUUCAUCACCUUCUUCGAAAGUUCUUUGACUGCUCCAUUGAUGCAUAUCAGAUAACGCAGGAGGAUCUGGCGUGGUUGUGUGCAUUACAGGCAGAUGAAAAGGACACGCGCAAGGGGGCUUCUCAAGUCGAAAUGACGUUCUCAUUCCCACAGUUGUCUGUAAGGAACAGGAUUCAAUUUAAAAUUCCACUUACAAGUGUAAAAUAUUUGUGGAAAAGCAUCCAUGACUACAACUCAGAAUAUGCUUCGUUUGAAGAAGUGAGCAGGUUUUAUGAAGCACUGCAACAACAAUUGGCCCGUGUGUAUGAGUUCAAUAUUGAGAAAGGGCAGCUCAUGCGAAUCAAAACUCCAACAUUAACCAUUAGUAAUGAAACCAAACUAAUGGCUAAGACAGGAAGGGUAUUGAACUAUGUGCUCAAGUUUCUCUACGAGGGAUCAGCAGUGAUCGACACCUGUGCCCCGACACUGAGUGUCGAGCCAGACUGACAUAGCUGUUUUAUAUAUUUUAGCAGCGCAAAGACAAGUUUUUCAGUCUGUAUCAAAGCAAACUUGUUAAAGUGUCGAGACAACUUUGCAAGUUAUCAAACGCGUUUGGUUGAGCGAGUCGUAAGAGUUCAUAAAUUUUAAAUAUCUGAUGUAACAGUUAAUUUUGCCAGUGUCUUACUAUGGGACAGUAUAUUGGGACAGUGAUAUGUUAAUAAUAUUUUGUCAUACUGGCAUAACAUAAUUUUUUAGAAAUAAUUAUUUUUAAUGGCUGGCUGGCACAACUUAACUGUAAAUAGGUCUUAUAUAGUUACAUUUUUUAUAGUUAUGGAUAACUCGAGAGUUGUGUCAGGGGUUUUAUAUAAAUAACAUUUUAAGGACAAGGUGUCACGCAUUCUUUCUACAUGCAAAAGAAUCUUUCAUAAAUGUGAUCAUCAUAUAAAUGCUUUCUGUACAUUGCGUGACAUUUGUAUGAUGACCCCUUUUGUUACACAUGAACUGCUUCCUCAGCAUGGAUGUACAUGCACCUGAAGUUAAAAUUUCCAUGCCAAUCUGUUGACCUUCCCUCCUAAAGAAGACCAACAACCAGACCGCUCCCCCCCCCCCAAAAAAAAAAAAUCUGUGUUGUGUGAAGUGCAGUUCAAAGGUCAACUGCAGCUGUGUACACUGGAUUCUUUUAAAGUAAAAUAAUGUGGCUUUAAGACUGUCUCAGAAUAUUUGUAUCCUGGGGGUAAAUACAGGAGAUAAUGCAA
This is a messenger RNA of Zootermopsis nevadensis, 2170 nucleotides long. Its product is annotated as centromere protein L. The record is from RefSeq and is a predicted model, not a curated record. Lineage: Eukaryota; Metazoa; Arthropoda; Insecta; Blattodea; Termopsidae.